Messenger RNA from Trichoderma breve, 585 nucleotides. RefSeq lists its product as uncharacterized. The transcript has a single exon. Lineage: Eukaryota; Fungi; Ascomycota; Sordariomycetes; Hypocreales; Hypocreaceae. Bases 1 to 585 code for a protein of 194 amino acids. The record is from RefSeq and is a predicted model, not a curated record.
AUGGCCUACUACGAUUCUAUUCAGAACGAGAGCAGCUACCAGGCGGCUGCAUCAUCUCGUCAAGCCCAGAGUUUCGAGGCGCUUCAGGGUUCGGCUCACGAGGAGACUGCCGCGUAUCACUGGGGUGCCGACCACCUCUUCGCUUUGCGGGUCAUAUGCAAACCCCCAAACGCAGUUCUUCCUCUCCUCCAAAGCGAAAUCUCACGUGUCAAGGCAGUCAAGGAUGAGUGGCACGAUAUCAUCAACGAGUUGAUUCAGGGUCCCAGAGAGAGCAACGCAACUCUAGGCCAGAUGUGGGAGGGCAAGAUACUUCGCUCCUAUCAAAAUUCCGUGAUUGGACACAUCUGGGGUCAUUUGGCGUCUACCCUGAAAUUGCAAGCUCCCAACGACGGCCUAAUCCCAGCAGGCUUACGCCCAAACCCUCAAACCGACUGCAUCAUCUAUCACGAGCAUGUAGAAGAGCCACUCGUUGCGGAGUACACGGCCGUCUUUGCAAAGGCUCUAAUCCAAACCAUCAUUGCCUUUGGUCAAUCACUGGAUGAAAAACCCUCCAUCGACUUGCGUAAUAACAGGCGUAUACACUAG